AGGACUUUUGUCCUGGGAAUACGUAGAAUAUUGUGUACACAUUAUUGUAACUAGCGAUAAGCUAGGCGAAGCUUUAUUCGAGCUUGGUCUGCAUGCGAUAAGACGCGACUCUGGGUAUAAAUACAGCUCGGUUGCUAAUGAAAUAACCACAACUUCUGUCAAGAUGCAAUUAUUGGCGUUCCUGUUUGCCGUGCUGGCCGUCGUCGCCAUGGUUUCUGCCAACAAUCCCAUGUGUAAUGAUGCGGCUCAAAGCGGCGGUGGCUAUCAGGUGUACGAAAUGUCGGCACAAGGCAGAAAUGCCCCACGCAACUACAACUAUGGUUCCACGAAGAACUAUAAUAGGAACUCUCACUAAUGAAUCCAUCCAUGAUUUUGCUGUGUUAAAUAAAAAGAUGCCUACUGCCUUGAAAAUAAAAUAAAAUGUUUAAUAAAAUCA
Drosophila kikkawai is the source of this 436-nucleotide messenger RNA. RefSeq lists its product as uncharacterized. The record is from RefSeq and is a predicted model, not a curated record. NCBI's taxonomy places the organism in Eukaryota, Metazoa, Arthropoda, Insecta, Diptera, Drosophilidae.